UGUUUACUUUCUCUAAGUAACUUGUAGUCUAGUCUAGUCUAGUAGAUCUAGAUCUAGACCGACUAGAUCUAGAUCUAUACCUAAACCUAUUAUAUUUUUUAACAGUAUAGAUCUAAUUAUAAUUCCCUACAAGUACAAUGGCACAAUUUAUGGAGGUUGGCAUCGAGUUUGAAUCCUUCGAUGCUUUUCAAGCUGCAAUGGAGCAGUACGAAGACACACACUUCGUUCAGUUUUCCAGAGUUGAUUCACGCACAGUUGAAAAAGCACAAGAAAGUUCUGUCGCUAAAACAUACAAUCCUGAAAUAAAAUUUGCUCAAGUUCAUUAUGCUUGUACAUUUGGACCUAAGAAGGCAGUUUCACGAUCUAUUGGGAUCCGGAAUGCAACCUCUAGAAAAAUAGAUUGCCCUGUACAUAUUCGGCUGUCAGCAACUCCAGAUGGUCAGCGACUGGUCAUAAAAGAAAGUGUGUUGGAGGGUCACAAUCAUGAAGUUUCAGAGGAGCAGUACAAGUCUUUGUCAAGACAGAAGCAGUUAGAUGAGGAAACUGAACUUGAAAUUUACAAUUUAAUUAGUAUGCAUGAAGACAAACGAUUGGCCAGAAUGUUAAUUAGAGAUAAGUUGACCAAAGAGACAGGAAGAUCCAUAUCAGUUAAAGAUAUUUUAAACAUAGAAAAGCGAGUGGCCAAAAAGCUUGAAAAUAAAAAUGAAUUAGGAGAAAAGAAAUCUCGAAGUCGCAAAGAUUCAACAGAAGAAAAUGAAGAAAUGGAACAUGAUAUAUCAGAAGACAGGACAGAUAAUAGAGAUGGUGAUAGCCAUGAAGAUUCAGAAGUUGAAGAUAGAAAACCCAGUAAAAAGAAACCCACUGUAAAAGUGAAGCCUUCAGUCACCCAUGGUAGACCCAAGAGGAACCGUAGGGAACCCAGUCGUUUUAGAGACGCUCUAGAAAAUGGAGAAAAGGUGCUUCAUACCUUUAAAAACAAUGUUGUUAGUAUUGUGUCCCCUGAUGAUAUUGAAGAGUUAGAAACACAAGCUACCCCUACUCCUGUCUCUUCCAAAAAGUUUCCGAACAAAGUCAAAGAGGAAACUAGGGGAAGGAAGAGAAAGAUCUCACUGCAGAAUGAAGAUACAGAUUCAGAGGAUAAGUUUAGUAAAGUCGACCGGGAUUUAGCCAUAAAAGAAGAAAUGUUGGAAAUUGAGAAGAAGAAAAUGACACUUUUGCAAGACAUUGUUAAGAAACUAGACCAAAUUAUUGAAAAUCAGAAAUCAAGUCAGUUAUGAGGUACAAGCUAGAAAUUUCAAAUUGUUAUUAUUUAUUUCUACCUAGUUUUUAAUUGCAGUCCUGUUUAUAGGUUUGCGCAUAAAUUAUUAUGAGACAGCUUAGUUAAAAACAACAUUAGGAGGGGAUUGUGAUAUGUCGUAUUAAUAGAAGAUGGCGCUGGAAUACUCUCUUUGUGGCUAUUCAGUUUUUUUAAUUUUAUUGAAUGACUAUGUUAUGCCAUGCUAAUAAAGGAAUCAUGUUUUUAAAUUUAUUUUACUGAAAGUGCAGAGUGGAGAGCCUGAAAAUUAAAACUUUUUUAGUUUUAUUGUGUCUGAGUAAGCCUUCAGCCCCUAUAAGGUACCUAACCUAGUCCCAAGAACUUCAAAGUGGCUGAGCAUUUUAUGGACACAAAAUCUUUCACAUGCUUCUGUAAGAAAUAGAUGAACACUACUUCAUCUACCCAUGGUACAUAAUUUUAGUUUUAAACUAAAAGAAUUUUUUUAUACAAAACAAAAAGACUACAACUGUAGCAAUAGGUUAAAUAAUCAUUUUUAUUAUUUUUUUUAAAGAGAUUCCUAGUUUUAUAGGUGCUAGAUAGCAGGGGAUUUACUUUUGAGUGGUUACUCAGGGUGCUGCUUAUGUUCAAUGUUGCGCAAGUACUCACACAUUUCAUUUCAUCCCUGUAUCAUUUUACAACAAGUUCAUGUAAACAUUCUUAUUUUAAUUCUCAAACACAUGUACCAUUUUAUUGUACAUUUGUUUCAUGUACUGUAUCAUGCUUUGUUUUAUUUGUAGCUGAGUGUUUAUUGGUGAAUGAUUCAGUUUUUGUUUUUAGUGAAUGGGAUUUUAAAAACAGUAAAAAAACAAUGGCAGCUUUUCUAAA
Molecule: messenger RNA, 2140 nt
Organism: Physella acuta
Lineage: Eukaryota; Metazoa; Mollusca; Gastropoda; Physidae
Source: RefSeq, a predicted model, not a curated record